AUGAGGCCGUCGAUAGUUAUUGUUUAUUUUAUCGUCCUCGCGAUCGUCGGAGGCGAGUUCAGGCUUCGCGGAAAGGUAAAGAAACGGCCGGCCGCACAUCGGAGACACAGAGCCGUUCUGCCGCCGUGCAAUUUCAAUGAGAGCCUCGUCGAGGACGAAUGGGCGCUGAUGGAAGCGAUAGCGCACUCCAAGUUUAUUUUUACAGGUAAAGUUUUGAGUGUGAGAAAAUACAGAUCGGGCCGCGACGCUCGUAAGAAAAGAUCUAAUCUCUAUACGAUAUAUUUGCGGCGCGUUUUAAAAGGGGAGGUCGGGGAUUUCACGAUAUUCCUAAAGCAAGAUGGAUCGGAGAGUUUAAGCGGUUCCACUUUGACGGUGGAGCGAACUCACGCGAGGGAGAACUGCUCGCCUGGGCCUAGGGCGAGGCUCUCUGCGAUCUUUUUGAGCGACGGGAAAUUUGACGAGAACGAGGGAGGUCCGACGCCCAAACUGCGGCUGUUGACUGAUCCUGUGCCGUUGACUCUAUAUCACCUGGACCGGAUUAAUGCGGCCGUAAAAGGUAAGUCAUGCGCGUCACUAGAGGCGCCCCGCGGCGUUACUCGCGUUCACAUCGGAUUUAGAAAUAUGUAA
Molecule: messenger RNA, 627 nt
Organism: Leptosia nina
Lineage: Eukaryota; Metazoa; Arthropoda; Insecta; Lepidoptera; Pieridae
Source: the annotation of a GenBank genome assembly